AUGGCUCUCGAGGGGAAUGGACCAGUUGUUGGAUCGCGGAUUGCCCACGUCCAAAAUCUGACAUUCCCAGUCCCAUUAACAGAGGUUUCUGGUCUUCCAACCGGAUUCCCUCGUGUGCUCGAAUCUCCUUUGGCAUGGUCCGGAGGACAAUUCACAUGCGAUUCAGAAUAUGUGCUCCGCCUCACGGAGUCCGACUUGAACGAAAUCGAUGGCGCCCUCCAAGAGUUCAAGGAACUCGGUCUGGAUGGUGAUUUGGUUUCAACUCAAAACUUCCAACUCCCCGCCCUUGGGUUGAAGCUUUUCGAGUUGCGCCGAGAUAUCUACUGUGGCAAGGGUUUCGGGUUGAUCCGUGGGUUAAAUCCCCAGCGCUAUUCAGUUGAAGAUUUGACCACCAUCUACCUGGGAAUCCAAUGUUACAUUGCCAACCGUCAAGGGCGGCAGGACAAGAAGGGGAACAUGCUGGUUCACAUUAUCGCGGACAACUCAACCAGGAUGAAGGCCACACACCAUCGCCACUCCACUGCCCCGAUUACGUUUCAUAAUGAAGAGGCUGGUGAUAUUGUAAGCUGGCUUACGAGAAGCACAGCGGCAUCGGGUGGAAAGUGUAUUAUUGCUUCUUCUUACACGGUUUACAACGCACUUGCAACCACGCGUCCUGACUUGGUUCGCAUACUCGCGCGGUCCGACUGGCCAUUCGCAUUGCCGCAAUUUCAAUGCCGCCCUGUUAUGUUCAAUCACGAAGGCAGGGUAAUCACCAACUUUGGAAGAGCCGCCCUACUGGGCAGCGCAAGCCACAUUCGACCUGAUCGUCUCCCCAAGGUGAACGGUGCGCAAAUCGAGGCUCUGGACGCCAUCGAGGCGAUUGCAAAGGCAACUCAGCUUGAAAUUAGUACUCAGGCUGGGGAUAUUCACUUCAUCAAUAACUUGGCUAUCCUCCACCGGCGGGAAGGUUUCGUCGACGGCAGCUCAACGACAGAGAAGCGGCACCUUGUCCGAAUGCGACUUCGCGAUGAUGAAAUUGGAUGGAGCAUCCCGGACGAGCUCAAAGACGAAUGGCACAAGGCCUUUAAUCCGAAUCUAAACCGCGUGUGGCAUCUUGAGCCGAUGCCAGAUGGCUUCUUUCCUCUGCGGUCGCAAACAAACUGA
This is a messenger RNA of Pochonia chlamydosporia 170, 1146 nucleotides long. Its product is annotated as TfdA family oxidoreductase. Bases 1 to 1146 code for a protein of 381 amino acids. The record is from RefSeq and is a predicted model, not a curated record. Gene Ontology annotation, molecular function: oxidoreductase activity. The transcript is spliced from 5 exons. NCBI's taxonomy places the organism in Eukaryota, Fungi, Ascomycota, Sordariomycetes, Hypocreales, Clavicipitaceae.